AUGUCGCAAGUCCACGCCAUGUCGGACGCUCAGGUCGACCAGGAGCUGAAGAAGAUGACGGCCUUCAUCAAGCAGGAGGCGCUGGAGAAGGCGCGCGAGAUCGAGCUCAAGGCCAACGAGGAGUUCAGCAUCGAGAAGUCCAAGCUGGUGCGCGAGGAGACGGACGCCAUCGACGCCGCCUACGCCAAGAAGUUCAAGCAGGCCUCCAUGACGCAGCAGAUCACGCGCUCCACCGUCGCCAACAAGACCCGCCUCAAGGUCCUGGGCGCCCGCCAGGAGCUGCUCGACGACAUCUUCGAGGCCGCCGGCAAGAAGCUGCCCGGCGGCGCCGGCGACGACAAGAAGCACCAGGCCGUCCUCAAGAACCUGCUGCUCGAGGGCCUCUACGCCCUCGCCGAGCCCGAGGUCCAGGCCCGCGCCCGCGCCAAGGACUACGGCGUCCUGCGCAAGGCCGCCCAGGCCGCCGAGAAGGAGUACAAGGAGAAGACGGGCAAGGACACCAAGGUCGUCAUCGACGAGGACAACGCCCUGCCCGAGGGAAGCGCAGGAGGUAUCUUCAUUGUCGGAGGCCAGGGCAAGAUCGACAUCAACAACACAUUCGAGGAGCGCCUCAACCUGCUACAGUCGUCCGCCCUGCCCGCCGUGCGGAAGGCCCUCUUCGGAGAGAACCCCAACCGCAAGUUCCACGACUAA
This is a messenger RNA of Neoarthrinium moseri, 693 nucleotides long. RefSeq lists its product as uncharacterized. Gene Ontology annotation, cellular component: proton-transporting two-sector ATPase complex, catalytic domain. Gene Ontology annotation, biological process: proton transmembrane transport. Gene Ontology annotation, molecular function: proton-transporting ATPase activity, rotational mechanism. The coding region runs from base 1 to 693 and encodes 230 amino acids. The transcript has 3 exons. The record is from RefSeq and is a predicted model, not a curated record. Lineage: Eukaryota; Fungi; Ascomycota; Sordariomycetes; Amphisphaeriales; Apiosporaceae.